Molecule: messenger RNA, 936 nt
Organism: Canariomyces notabilis
Lineage: Eukaryota; Fungi; Ascomycota; Sordariomycetes; Sordariales; Chaetomiaceae
Product: Aldo/keto reductase
Exons: 5
Coding region: 1-936 (311 amino acids)
Cellular component (GO): cytoplasm
Source: RefSeq, a predicted model, not a curated record
AUGUCAAUCCCGUCGACAACCGACAUAGGUUCGGGCGCUCGGGGCCUAACCCGCCCUUGGGCGCUCACCGACUACUCCGCCGCGGCCAAGAUCAUGAAGAAUGCACUUGAUCACGGCGCCAAUUUCUGGAACGGGAGUCUGCAUUACGGGCCUCCUCAUGCAAACUCGCUGCAGCUGCUCAAGUACUACUUCGAUAACCACCCGGAGGACGCAGACAAGGUCGUCCUCAGCAUCAAGGGGGCAUACGACCCCAAGACCCAUACCCCGGAUGGUAGCCCGGAAGGCAUCCGGGCGUCAGUUGGGGAGGCCCUCAAGGUGCUGAAUGGCGUCAAGAAUAUCGACAUUUUCGAAUGUGCGCGCGUUGACCCAAACGUGCCGAUCGAGACGUCGGUCCGUGCUCUGGCAGAGCUUGUCAAGGAGGGUAAAAUCGGCGGGAUCGGGCUCAGCGAGGUCAGCGCGAACACGAUCCGUCGCGCCCACGCUGUGCAUCCGAUUGCCGCUGUGGAGGUAGAACUGAGUCUCUUUACUACCGAUCCGCUUACCAAUGGUGUGGCCGACACAUGCCACGAGCUUGGCAUCCCUCUCAUCGCCUACAGCCCCAUUAGUCGCGGCUGGCUGACGGGCGGGUUCCACAAGCCAGAGGACAUACCCGCGAACGACAUGCGUCGCAUCCUGCCACGGUUUCAGCCGGGUGUUUUUGAGAAGAACUUCAAGCUCGUCGAGGCGGUGGAGCGGAUUGCGAAGCGCCGCGGAACCACCGUCGCGCAGUUGGCCAUCGCGUGGGUUCUUCGCCAGGGGGCGAUUCCUAUUCCCGGGUCGACAAAGGACGUUCCUUUGACCGAGCAGGACCUGCAAGAGAUUCAGAAGUUGCUGGAUGCUCUGCCUAUUGCCGGAGAGCGGUACGGGGGACAGCAUGAGAAGCUCCUUAACUUGUAG